UACUUGGAAGUCUUCCAAUUGAGUUUCGUCCUCAACUUCCUGGUAGCCGCCUUAGUGGAGUUUUAUACCCCUAGCCAACAACGUCAGUCCACAAGGGUAACACCGUGUUAAAUCAUUUAUUAAGUCAACAUGGAUGUUUUGUGCUUCUCCUUUGACUGUACUUUCAAUGACGAAGGCAGCUCGAACUGUAGUACUACCGACCCAAAGUACUCGAAAACGACGACACCUACACCAACUACCCAGCUUGCGCCAUUAUCGACAUCACAUCGCACAGCAACGGCUUUGACAUCUAUAUCUACACCAAUUACACCUGAACCAAAACCAUCUCCAGGUAGAUCAUCUACGACGACAGUACCUACAGAGAUACCAACUUUGGCAAACCCAUCUUCUCAGAAACCUACAGUUGUGACUACACCAAAAAGUUCUAUAUCAACUUUGACCACUGGGACCUUACCACAUACAGUAACGACUAGUGUGAGCGUUACAACCACUGCCAACAACAGUCGACUGCCAGAUCCUCCAAUGCCUCACAAAGGGACGUCACAUCUGCCAGGUGACUCUGCUGGUGGAAAGUCAAUCUACAUACCGUGUUCGGUUGUGGGUUGUGUAAUAGUCCUCCUCUUCGUCAGUAUUAGUGUUAUACGUCGGCAUAGAAACCGCAGGCGAAGUUCGGAGGAGAGACAGCAUUUGCAUCCUGAUAGUGGCAUCAGUUUUGACGUUCAUCCGUUCGAAAUUAUCGACACACAGAGGGUUCAACCAGCUACAUUAACAGCUAAUGGUGACCCCAUGUUUUCGGACGUCCCCUUAGAUGACGAUAUCAGCGACACGGAAGGAAAUGAAGUUGAACGUAUUGACCUGAUUCACCUUAGUUCGGGUGAGAGUGAUGACUUGGAAACAUCACCAAGAGUUAAUUUCGAUGAAGUCAUAUUUGAUGCAAGCACUGUCCGUCAAAAACAUCAUAACCAUGGUGUCAAUAACUCAGGAGUUGUUUGAAAUAUUCAGCCGAUUUCUUUAGUACAAAAAUGGCCCUCAAAUGGAUGCUAACAACAUUCAUGUAAAAGACUUGGUUUUUGACAUAGUCAUUUGUCUCUGAUGGAAAAUAGGCUUUGCUAUUUCCUUUGUUGAGGGAAUCUGUAUAUCCGUCUAAUAAAAGAUAAGUCACACAAUGUUUCCCUUGAACGAUGAUAUCUACGUACACUGGUCAAACAUAAUGUAAGUCGUCACAUUGCAAAAUAAAAUAUAAUAUAUUUUUGGUUAAUCGCUCAGACAUCAAAUACAGAUACACGCCACUCUGUUAUAAACGCACGUGCUACGAUAUAUUCCUCAAAGAUUGACGUAACAAUUCAUUAUGGCGCUUUUGAGAUUCGUCUCUCACACAAUUCAUUUGAAGUUUGUAUUUUACUGACAUCGUGCUUAUUGUGUGUCUUGUGGUAUCGUUGUCCGUAACCUGAUACUCAUUUAGCAUCUCAGGUGCCAAUAUUUUCCCUGGAUAACAUACAAACGCGUUGCAUAUACAUUUAUAUUGUGCCACUUAAAACGUAAUAGAAAUACAUAGGUUCCCACACACCUAUAUUAUGCAAUGUAAUCUAGAUAUAUAAAUAAUUUUCACAUGCUGUCUUUCAAAUGUGUAUAUACAGACGUAUAAAGCAUUAUGCUAAGUGGCAUAUGUGCGGGAAUCGGAUACUAGUUAACUUUGUUCGUAUAAGAGUGGCUUGAUGUCUUUCUUUAUUUCUUCAAAUAUCUUAACUUCCUGUUGAUAAUUCCUUAAGGAAAUCGUCUUAUGCUAGCUAUACAAAAAAGGUAAUAUUUCCCGUUAACAUGAAUAGAUCUUUAAACUUCAAGUUUUAUUUAUUGUUAAUUCAUGUUUGAAUCAUGAAAUACGUUAAACAGCAAAGGUACAUACCGGCUAUUAUGGUGACGAUGUAUCGAAUGUAACAUAAUGCACAAAAUCACAGGUAUAUCGAUAGCAUAAUUUAAAUUGCUGUGAUGUUAUUCAUCAGUACAAAUAGGUACAGCUUAAUCUAAAUAUGAAAAGGACAAUGAAUUGGUAUAGAUUUCCUCUGAAAUUAGGUUUAACUAGCAUAUGUCAUAUUCAAUCUGAUUAUGUUAAUGUUCAAUACAACAUAUCGUAUAAGGCAAUGUUAUAUGUACAUACAAUUUGAAUAGUUUUAACAGGAAACUAUGCAUAGAAUCAGCUGAGCUAUAUCAUAAGCAGGGGAGAUAGGUAGAACGCUGUCGAGUGAAAUAAAGUUAAAAAUGAUGAAAUUAAA
Messenger RNA from Mizuhopecten yessoensis (Yesso scallop), 2270 nucleotides. Its product is annotated as endochitinase A-like. The transcript has 4 exons. Bases 130 to 993 code for a protein of 287 amino acids. NCBI's taxonomy places the organism in Eukaryota, Metazoa, Mollusca, Bivalvia, Pectinida, Pectinidae. The record is from RefSeq and is a predicted model, not a curated record.